This is a messenger RNA of Salvia splendens (bonfire salvia), 675 nucleotides long. RefSeq lists its product as uncharacterized. The transcript is spliced from 4 exons. The record is from RefSeq and is a predicted model, not a curated record. The coding region runs from base 1 to 675 and encodes 224 amino acids. Gene Ontology annotation, cellular component: U2-type catalytic step 2 spliceosome; U2-type catalytic step 1 spliceosome; Prp19 complex. Gene Ontology annotation, molecular function: U6 snRNA binding; pre-mRNA binding. NCBI's taxonomy places the organism in Eukaryota, Viridiplantae, Streptophyta, Magnoliopsida, Lamiales, Lamiaceae.
AUGGUGGCGGUGAAAUGCGUGAGGUCGUGCAGCGAGAGGAGGCUGUCGAUGAAGGAGGUGGCGAGGUGUUUGGGUGAGCUGCUGAAUUCGUGGAAUGGAUUAUCGAAUCCUUGCAUCAUGGGGGAGGAUGUUGACAUCGUUGAAACACCAUCGAAGAAUCAACAACUAGAAGUGAAUGAUCCAGUGGCAAUGAAGCAAUUGAGCAAGGCUGGGGAGAUGCCUUCUUUGGAGCCUCCCGAUGAUGAGAGCAUUAGAACCCUCUAUGUGGGAGGGCUUGAUGCUAGGAUUACCGAGCAGGAUCUAAGGAACAACUUCUAUGCACAUGGAGAAAUUGUAGUGAAUGAUCCAGUGGCAAUGAAGCAAUUGAGCAAGGCUGGGGAGAUGCCUUCUUUGGAGCCUCCCGAUGAUGAGAGCAUUAGAACCCUCUAUGUGGGAGGGCUUGAUGCUAGGAUUACCGAGCAGGAUCUAAGGAACAACUUCUAUGCACAUGGAGAAAUUGUAGUGAAUGAUCCAGUGGCAAUGAAGCAAUUGAGCAAGGCUGGGGAGAUGCCUUCUUUGGAGCCUCCCGAUGAUGAGAGCAUUAGAACCCUCUAUGUGGGAAGGCUUGAUGCUAGGAUUACCGAGCAGGAUCUAAGGAACAACUUCUAUGCACAUGGAGAAAUUGUGUCUGUCUAG